This is a messenger RNA of Mizuhopecten yessoensis (Yesso scallop), 2130 nucleotides long. RefSeq names its product amyloid protein-binding protein 2-like. The coding region runs from base 6 to 1745 and encodes 579 amino acids. The record is from RefSeq and is a predicted model, not a curated record. The transcript has 14 exons. Gene Ontology annotation, biological process: intracellular protein transport. Gene Ontology annotation, molecular function: protein binding. Lineage: Eukaryota; Metazoa; Mollusca; Bivalvia; Pectinida; Pectinidae.
UCAACAUGGCGUCUGCCUGUGCCCUGGAAUGGGUACCAGAUUCCUUAUACAACACAGCAGUUUCAGCCAUUGUAGCUUCAUAUUACCGGUACAAAAGGGACAUAAAGGCAUUACCAGAGAAUGUCCAGUUUGAUAUUUACUACAAGCUGUACAACAAAGGCCAACUUUGUCAGUUAGGACUGGAUUUUUCAGAACUAGACACAUUUUCAAAGGUGCUGAAGAUAGUAGAUAAAAGACAUUUGCUGCACCACAGUUUUCAGGCAUUAAUGGACCAUGGUGUGCGGGUGUCAGACAUUCUUGCCGAUGCAUUCACGGUUCAGUUAAUGCCAGCCUCCUGUCCGGACGCAAUCUCUAGAGACAGAGCUAUUCAAUUUGGUCUAUCCCUUGGCAGCUUUUUGAGUGAUGCUGGCUGGUUUUAUGCAAGCGAGAAAGUAUUUAAGGGUUGUCUCCUCUUGUGUCAGAUGGAUGAUGUCACGUCUAGUCUCCUUAAAGCCUUGGACUGUAGUGUAAGGUUGCUGCAUGUGCAGAAUGCUAACUGUAAAUAUAAGGAGGCCGAGAUUACUCGGUCGGUGGCAUGUCAAUGUCUGGAAAUCCUGGAGGAACGAAACGUCCCGGUCAACACAUCAUCAUUUCAUACUGAGUGCUGUGCUCUGCUUUUUGCGGAAAGUCUAUAUGAUGAGGCAAUCAAAUAUUGUAGCAGAGCUGUUAAGGGACUUUCUGCAUUAUUACCUCACAAGACAGUGGUAGAUGUAUUACGACAGUGUUCAAAGGCAUGUGUAGUCAAAAGAGAAUUCAGUAAAGCCGAAACACUUAUCAAGCAUGCAGUGCACUAUGCCAGGUCAAUGUUUGGAGGACAGCAUCCGAAAUAUUCAGACGCACUCCUGGACUACGGUUUCUACCUUUUAAAUGUCGACUCCAUCACAGCAGCAGUACAAGUUUAUCAGAUGGCCCUAGAUAUUCGGCAGUCUGUGUUCGGUGGAAAUAACCUGUAUGUAGCUAUCGCCCACGAAGACCUGGCCUAUGCCUCCUAUGUACAGGAGUACAGCUCAGGCAACUUUAAAAAUGCAAGAGAUCAUGCGGACAAAGCCAUAGAAAUUCUCGGCCACAUUUUACCACAGGAUCAUUUAUUGUUAUCAUCAUCCAAACGUGUAAAAGCCCUUAUCCUGGAGGAGAUUGCUAUUGACAGCCAUGACAAGGAGGAGGAAAACCGGAUGUUAUUGGAAUCUCAGGACCUUCACCUCCAAUCUCUUGCCCUGGCAAAGGCUGCAUUUGGGGAAAACAAUGUCCAGACAGCCAAACACUAUGGGAACCUGGGCCGCUUGUACCAGUCCAUGAGGAGAUACGAUGAAGCACAGGAAAUGCAUUUAAAAGCCAUAGAGAUCAAGGAGAGACUGCUUGGUACUGACGAUUACGAGGUUGCUCUGUCCGUAGGACAUCUAGCCUCUCUCUAUAAUUACGACAUGCGGAAAUUUGACGAGGCAGAAAAGCUAUAUCUACGAUCUAUAGCAAUAGGCAAGAAAUUAUUUGGUGAAGGGUACAGUGGUUUGGAGUACGAUUAUCGUGGCCUACUGAGGCUCUAUAGGACUACAUACAAUCACAGUAUGGCCGAUAUGUAUGCUAAUAUCCUCCAGCAGUGGAAUCAAAUCCGGGAUCGGAACAAUGCAGAGGAAGUGAGACCUCUUGAUUUCCAGGUGUUUGACAAUUUACAAGAUCUUGUGCAGGAUUGUGUAGCAAAAAUGAACUGAAUUGCUUUUAUUUGCUGGCCUAUUUUCAGGUUAUGUCAUAAAAGUUAAUUCAACAACACAUUGUUCAGGAUUGUGUGAGGAAAAUUGGAUGUGUUCAUGUUUGCACUGCCCAAUGCUCAGCUGGUAUUGCAACAGUGAAAAUCACAAGACUUUGUGGUAGCUGAUAUUGACGGAGAAUGUGUUUCAUCAACCAAUUUUAAGAAAGCUGCCUGUGUAGUUGGACGAUGUUUCUGAGAACAGCCUACAUGACAUCUUGAUUUUAUAGGAAAAACAAAGUGAUUUAUCGUUUGUUUUAUAAAUAUCCAUGUGAUUGUAAAAAUAUCACAACCAUAAUAAGGCUGUGAGCUCAUGUGGUACCCUCUUACUUUAUCAUAUGAGGAGAAAA